This is a messenger RNA of Camelus dromedarius (Arabian camel), 1143 nucleotides long. RefSeq lists its product as uncharacterized. Bases 235 to 477 code for a protein of 80 amino acids. The transcript has 4 exons. NCBI's taxonomy places the organism in Eukaryota, Metazoa, Chordata, Mammalia, Artiodactyla, Camelidae. The record is from RefSeq and is a predicted model, not a curated record.
AGCGCGCCCAGAGCGUGUGGAAGCUGGGCGGGAGCCGGGUGCCCCCGGACCAGCUUCCUGAGGAGGAAGGCGGCUCGGGUUCUGGGCCGCCCGCCGCCUGCUGUCGCCUGUGCUGCCGUCGCCGGGCAGGGCAGUCGAAGUGAAGUAGGGCCAGUCAGACCCUCAGGACCACCAGGUAAACUGGUGACAUGGGAGAAAGGGGUGAUCGUGGCCUUCCAGGAAGAGGUCCCAAAGAUGGGCCCAGAGCUACAGGUCUCCCAAGUGACCCGGGUCCUGCCAGCUAUGGGAGGAAUGGCCGGGAUGGUGAGCGAGGCCCCUCAGGGGUGGCGGGCAUCCCUGGUGUGCGUGGCUCCCCAGGACCUCCUGGCCCUCCUGCUUUCUGCGAGCCAGCCUCCUGCACCAUGCAGGCUGGUCAGCAGGCAUUUAGCGAAGGUCCUGACUAGUGAAAGGCUUAGUGCUGCACCGCUGUCGGCGUAAACCACGCUUGGAGAGGAAGCUUGGGAGAGAAGCACUGCCAGAAGCGAGGGCAGGGGGACGGUGCCUCACCUUCAGGUUUAUUCUGAAGACCCACCUGACAAUCAGAAAUCCUCUUGCCUUUCCUGUGGACGGGAGCCAGCAGAGCCAUCAGUGGCACAAACAAAACCCCUCCCUUGUAGUAAAUUUACAGUCCUGUCCCCAGGACCUUAGGCCUUAGCGUGCAUACACGUUGUGGGCCACUGCGCCAGGAAGCAAGAACAACGGUUUGGAUACCUCAACUGCGGUGGUUACUUUCCUUUUGUAUUUGGAUGUUGUUCCGGCGCUGUAGAGGAUUACCGGACUAGGUACCAAGAGACCCCACUACGGAUGAUAGAAUCGGUGCUCAAACUCCCCAUCAGUGUGCGCGCUCGGGAGUUGCAGGGAAGGCUGGACCACAUGGAGUGACUUCCUUACAGCUGUGGUGGUUUUCACAGUCAGCGUGGAUUUUUUUGAACUGUACUGCAUCUCCAACCUGUUAAUAUUUUGGGCUCUUCUAUGUGAAAGCAAAGAAGGAAUUUUAAUAUCCUACCAUUCAUAAGUUUUAUUGAUGAGGCUAUUUAUUUUAAAGGUUUGAGGUAGCAUCUCUGGUUGUACCAAAGAAGCAAUAAAUACGAUUUCUUAACCUUG